Macrobrachium nipponense is the source of this 3490-nucleotide messenger RNA. RefSeq names its product ryncolin-2-like. Lineage: Eukaryota; Metazoa; Arthropoda; Malacostraca; Decapoda; Palaemonidae. The transcript is spliced from 10 exons. The coding region runs from base 287 to 1669 and encodes 460 amino acids. The record is from RefSeq and is a predicted model, not a curated record.
GACCUACCAAAGCUUUGUUAUGAAGACUAGUAGGUACCGAGAAAACUGUUUUAGCCAAGGAAGUUGAUCCCUCCGCCCCCCUUCUUGCAACUGCAAGAACAAGUGCAGAAGUGGCGUCAUCGUGCAGACGAUAACAGAGCAACACCUUCAGGUUUCCAUCUAAUCAAGGCUUCCACCUAAACCUUGUUGAUGACCCAUGUCUGCGCAAUGGAUAUGAAGUUGACUACUACACAAAGACAAUGACAAGAACCUCACAAAUUUUGACCUCUACCCAGGAAAUACCAAAAUGAUUGACAUCUCCGGAAUGACCUUGAGACAGGCGCUUUUCAUAUCCCUUUGCCUCGUGGGAGUCACCCAGUCAGCUGCCGUUGCUUCGAGGAACCAGUCUUCGAAAGCUGUGCUAAAGAAAAUGAUACAUGACAUGUCCCUGAAUAUUGACAAGACGGUGAAUGUUCCUUCCGAGUUGCUGAUGCAGCUGCUGGACGUCAGUCGGUCAGUCCAGAAGCUCCUGCCGGCGCAGCUCUCCACCGCCCUCGCCGAUGCAGACGACGACAAGGACGAGGCUGGCGGGUACAAUUCCCUCCUGGCCUUGGCACUGCGCCACCACGCACUGCUGCAGCAGAGAAACGAAGACCUCCUGACGCAGCAUGCCCGCUGCACGGCUCAGGUAGAGGCUCUGCAGGAGGACAAGCAGGAGCUCCGUCAGCAGAUCCAGGAGUACAAGCAACAACUGCAGCAGUUUCUGAAAGGAGAAUCGUCUGUCAUCCGGAUCGUUGACAUCCACGAGGAGACAGCCACUGACCAGAAGCAGACGACGGCUUCUGUGGCCGUCGACGAUUCCUGCCUCUGCGAUGAUAAUGUGACCCGAGGUCAUAUGGAAGGCGACGUCUGCGUCUGCACCUUCGAGGAGGUCACCACAGAAUACCCGCCAACCACGACUGAGCUCGAGCUGUUGCGCGUUGGCAUCAGAGCGAAAGACUGCGCCGGACACCAGAAUGAAGGGGCUACGAAGAGUGGUGUGUAUGAGAUCUACCCUUCACAAUGUCACCCUGUUCAAGUGUGGUGCGAUCUGGAUACAGACGGAGGAGGAUGGACGGUUUUCCUUAACCGCCGAGAACAACCUGAACAGGAAAACUUCACCAGGAACUGGCAGGAUUAUCGCGAUGGCUUUGGCGACGUCACGGCUGAAUACUGGCUGGGCAACGAAGUCAUCCACGAAUUGACGGCAAAAGACGAACACGUCCUUCGGGUGGAUGCAGAGGACUUCCACGGUAACAAGCGCUGGGGAAUCUGGGAGAGGUUCCGAGUCGAGGACGAGGAACACAACUACAAACUCCUGUCGGUGAAAUACUCUUCGAACAGCACUCUGGGAGAUGGGCUCUUGUGGCACAGUGGAAUGCAGUUUUCCACAAUCGACCGAGACAACGACAAGCACAAGGGUAGUUGCUCCGACGAGUACAAAGGAGGAUGGUGGUACAACGUUUGCCACAACGCCAACCCAACGGGCAUCCUGGUCAACUCGGACGAUUUUGACUCUGUCGGCUGGGUGUACUGGAGCCCUCGCCAGUACAAGUGGGCCAGCCUGCGGAACCUCCAGAUGAAGUUGAGACCAAGGUCCUUCGGCACACCAGAUCCAACAUCAGCCCCUCUCGGCUGCUCCAGCGCCUGACAACCUUCCCCAACUCCCGCAGAGCAGAGGAAGAGCAAGAGCAAGAGGAAGAAAAAGAAGAAGAAGGAACGAAAGGAAAGAAGCCUCUAAUUAUCUGACACGGAAUGUUCUCCAUCAAGAAAGCGAAGGGCAACAACACCAAGACUGUUUAAGGGUAGAACCACUCAAGGUUUCUGAACAAUUUAGUGGUUGCUUAUCAGAUGAGUCGGUUUCGUGUUAAGGUCCUCGAUAUACUCACUCAUUUAGCUACUAGUCAUUAGGUAUAAGUACUUUCACCCAUUUGAGGAACUUUCAUUCACCCAUGCAAGUCCAUUCAUGCUUACAGAAGCCUUGAUUCCAAGGGACGAUUUUGAUGUUCAAUCCUAAAAGCGAAUGUAACAGUGAUUCUUCUGUCUGCCCUCUGUCAGGUAAAUUUUUGCACCCUUACAAGGUAGAUGAUGAUGUACUUUUAAUCGUAAAUGGGACAGUAACUUACGGAAGGGGUUGCCAAAGAUCCUCAAAGUUUAUGAAAAAACUAUCUAGAGGUACGGAAGUAGGUUUAGACCUCAUACGUCUGGCAUUGUGAAUGUGUGCAAGAAGUAGUGAUGCACUUCGUUAAUGCAAAAAUUGUCAUUCAUUAUACAGUUAGAGAUAAGACGGAAAUCGCUAGGUCUUCAGCUGAUGGACAGUGGGAGAACGGAAAGAUACUGUGAAAUAACCUGAAAUAUCUUGUACAUAAAGCAAAGCGAAUCAGCAAGGACCCUUUGAAUUUGUGACAUCAUCUGACAUUUUAUACCCGAAAGUAUUUUAUAAAUCUAUAUUUUUAUCUUGCGUUAAUCCUCUGUACCCCAAUUCAUCUCGUGUGAAAUCUGGAGUGAUGAAUAUCGAAUUGGGUUUUUUUAAUUGGUAGGAAAGUUACUUCAUCCUUUCUUUGUUUCGUGUUCAUUAUAAGUCUCUGUUUAAAGUGCUGGUUUUAAUAUACGGAAAAGUGAUUAUUCCCUUAUUUCUAUAAGACAAAUCCGACUCGAUCAUUUCUCAUCCAAUGCGCGUAAAUGAUUGCGUUGUUUACUUUCCUUUACACUUAGCCAUAAAAUAUUUUUCAUCAGGUUUACGUGGUCACGUCUUUCCUAGUAAAUAAAUAGAUAAACAAAUAAAGAAAAAUGUUGGAUCUGGUCGUACAUUUUUCCUGUCAUUUUUCCAACUUUAAGAUCUCGGCAGAUAUGAAAGUCAAACAAAGAAGCGAAUUAGUUUUUUCAUGUUGCCGUAACUGAGACCGCGAUCACAUGCACUGACAUCCGAUGACUUGAUUUUAGUGGGAAAUGAGGAGACCUGAAGCGUGGCUGUUGGACUUUUAAUUCGUCUUUUCCGCCUUCACAUCGUGUCAGGUGAGAGAGAGAGAGAGAGAGAGGCCGAUAAAUGUUGUAAAAAGUAUUAAAUUCUAGUCAGCGAAAUGUUGCAAUAUACACAAACGCGGAUUCGUCAUAAUGUUGCGGAAUGGUAAUCAUUUUAAUCAUUUGAACAAUGAAAUUGAAAAAUAAUGAACACAGUUGUUCUUCCUUAUGAAUUCGAGUUGUUUCCUUUCAUCAUGUGAUGGUCAAUAGAUCUAGAAUGUCAUUCAUAACGACGGCAUUUGAAACAGAAAAAAUAUCCUGAGAUUAAGAAGCUUGUGCCAAAUGCAACAUUUGCAACGACGACAAAAGGGUGAUAUUAAGUCUUUAUUCGCUUUUAACCAUUUCAUGUAUAUUCUAUAUAUAUUAUAUAUAGUAUAAUACACACAUUAUAUGUAUGAUAUCUAAUAUAUAUGUAUAUAUAUGCGUAUACGUAUAUACAUGCAUAUGUACA